This is a messenger RNA of Mucor velutinosus, 771 nucleotides long. RefSeq lists its product as uncharacterized. The record is from RefSeq and is a predicted model, not a curated record. NCBI's taxonomy places the organism in Eukaryota, Fungi, Mucoromycota, Mucoromycetes, Mucorales, Mucoraceae. The coding region runs from base 1 to 771 and encodes 256 amino acids. The transcript is spliced from 6 exons.
AUGGCAAAAAGAGAAACUUGCUUAUGGAUAUUUCCUGUUCGAUGGGCAGUGUUUGUUAUAUCAUUCCUCGUAGCUGGUGUAUCAGGUGCUUUUAUCGCCAUCACAUUUUUACACAGAAAUCCCAUGAUGAUCCAUCUUGCUGUUAUCCAUGCGGCGCUGCCUUGGGUGUACAUUAUCAUUUUAGCCGUUACUGGAGUGAUUGGCAUCUUUGGUCUAUUAGCCAGUCUUUCUGGAAGUCAUGGAUUUAUGGUCAUGUACAAAAUCAUGUUCUGGUUAAUGACGUUUUUGAUUGUUUACAUUUGGCAAAUCAUUAUAUUCAUUUUGGCCCUUGUGAACCGAGCAAAGACAACAGAAGCGUGUAACAAAGCGAAUCCCAACCAAGAUUACAGCCAAAAUGACAAUGCCAAUGUUACCAUUGAAGGAUACACAACUACUUUAUUGGGCUUGAAUUACGGUGAAACCUAUGGCCUUGCUAAUUGUGAUCAAGCAGUAGAGGCAGGUAUCAUUGGGAUUGCCAUCUGCCUAUUUGUAGGCGGGCUAUUUAUGACUUGGUUUGCAUUCACCGUCAACAAAUGUGCCAGAAGCUUAGAUACCAACAGUAUGGGAUCCCGAGCUAGAAAUGCUCGAUGGGAUGAUGAUUUGGACGAACUGCAAUCCGCCUAUGCAAAGGACAGAAAAAACGCACCCAAAUACCCUUUGAAGGACAUGAAUGGACCUAGUAAAUUUUCGAGGGGCCUCAUGAAGAUGAAACUUAAAAAGAGCCGUAAAUAA